Caretta caretta (loggerhead turtle) is the source of this 4808-nucleotide messenger RNA. It is a transcript of the gene APBB2, whose product is annotated as amyloid beta precursor protein binding family B member 2. Gene Ontology annotation, cellular component: nucleus; cytoplasm. Gene Ontology annotation, biological process: regulation of DNA-templated transcription. NCBI's taxonomy places the organism in Eukaryota, Metazoa, Chordata, Testudines, Cheloniidae. Gene Ontology annotation, molecular function: transcription factor binding; amyloid-beta binding. The record is from RefSeq and is a predicted model, not a curated record.
GCGAACACAGGGCGUCGCCCUCCUUCCUAGGCAGAGGAUUCCCGUCAACCAUGUUCCCAAGGCUUCGGGUGCCGCAGCUCGCUCUGCGCCGGGCGGCGGCGAGGGAGGAGGGACGGGAGGAGGAGCCGCCGCCGCGGCCAGGGGCCGGAAUUGUUUCCUGGGCUAAGCGCAGCAAGCUGGGAAAGCGUUUCCGGAGGGCUGGUUACAUCCCGCAGCUGAUGUUGGACGCCGCUUGUGCGGGCGAGAGGCGGCGAGCGGAGGGAGCAGCCCGGGCGGCGCAGGGCAUUUAUAGGUUAAUUUCUUCAGCGUGUGUCCUCAGAGGGUGAGUGCUGCUGGUGUUAGUGGCAAAGGCUGAAGAAACCUGCCAUUCUAUACAAGCUUUCCACCAAAGAACUGGGGAGAUUAAAUAUUUCGAUCGUGUACUUUGAAAACCGCUGACAGCGUCUGGUAAUGUGCUGACUGGCACUAUGGGCAGGCGGUACCCAGGGGCUCACUGUCGUCCAAGCAGCUCAUUUGACUCCAGUGUGGACGCGUUGGCUGUGUUUAUGGCAAGCAAUAGCACGACAGACAUUGUGAAUCGCAAUAAUCCUGCCACUCCCCCAAAUACUCUUAACCUACGCUCCUCCCAUAAUGAACUAUUGAAUGCGGAAAUAAAGCAUACAGAAACAAAGAACAGCACUCCCCCAAAAUGCAGGAAAAAAUAUGCAUUAACUAACAUUCAGACAGCCAUGGGCCUUUCGGAUCCAGCAGCACAGCCCCUUCUGGGGAACAACUCUGCCAAUAUAAAGCUGGUGAAGAAUGGAGAAAAUCAGCUUAGAAAAGCAGCAGAACAGGGGCAACAGGAUCCCAACAAAAAUCUCACUAUGACUGCAGGCAUAAACAUAACUUCUGAGAAGUUAGAAGGUAAAGAGCCAACCCCUCAGGAUUCUGCAGGCUGUGAAAUAUUCUCUUCUCAACCUAGGAGGAGCAAGAGCUUCCUAAAUUACUAUGCAGAUCUGGAAACAUCAACCAGGGAACUAGAACAAAAUUUUGGGAACAGCCAUGUAGUGAUGGAGGAGAAAGCGGCACAAAGUAACAGCCAGGCUUCUACCAUGAUUGUCAAUGGGGAUGUGUUGCCUCAGAAACAAAACAAGCUGUCCAGUCCAGAAGAUGGCCAAGUAGCCACUGUAUCAUCAAGUCCUGAGACUAAGAAGGACCAUCCUAAAACUGGAGCCAAAACAGAUUGUGCAUUACAUCGGAUUCAAAAUCUGGCUCCAAGUGAUGAAGACUCCAGCUGGACAACGUUAUCGCAGGACAGUGCUUCUCCAAGUUCACCUGAUGAAACAGCAGAUAUAUGGAGUGAUCACUCAUUUCAGACCGACCCCGACUUGCCACCUGGCUGGAAAAAAAUCAAUGACAUUGCUGGGAUCUAUUAUUGGCACAUACCAACAGGAACAACCCAGUGGGAACGUCCUGUCUCCAUACCAACAGAUCUUCAGAGCUCAAGGAAAGGAUCACUUAAUUCUAUUACCCCAUCUCCUACCCCAGAAACUGAGAAACAGCCAUGGAGUGAUUUUGCUGUACUGAAUGGGGGAAAGAUUAAUAGUGACAUUUGGAAGGACCUUCAUGCAGCCACAGUGAAUCCAGACCCCAGUCUAAAAGAAUUUGAGGGAGCAACAUUACGCUAUGCGUCUUUGAAGCUCAGAAAUGCUCCACAGUCUAAUGAAGAUGAUUCCUGUAGCAUCAACAGUGAUCCAGAAGCCAAGUGCUUUGCUGUGCGCUCUUUGGGCUGGGUAGAAAUGGCAGAAGAAGAUCUUGCUCCUGGAAAAAGCAGUGUUGCUGUGAACAAUUGCAUCAGACAAUUGUCUUACUGUAAAAAUGAUAUCAGAGACACGGUUGGCAUAUGGGGAGAGGGAAAAGACAUGUACCUUAUACUGGAAAAUGACAUGCUAAAUUUGGUUGACCCCAUGGAUCAUACCAUUCUUCAUUCUCAGCCCAUUGUGAGCAUCAGAGUCUGGGGAGUGGGUCGUGACAAUGGACGAGACUUUGCUUAUGUAGCAAGAGACAAAGACACAAGAAUUUUGAAAUGUCACGUGUUUCGAUGUGAUACGCCUGCGAAAGCCAUCGCAACAAGUCUGCACGAAAUCUGUUCUAAGAUUAUGGCUGAACGGAAGAAUGCUAAAGCUGUGGCUUGCAGCUCUUUACAGGAACGGACAAAUGUCACCCUGGAUGUUCCCCUGCAAGUAGAUUUCCCAACACCAAAGACAGAGCUGGUACAGAAGUUCCACGUCCAGUACUUGGGCAUGUUACCUGUAGUUAAACCAGUGGGUAUGGAUACGCUGAACAGUGCCAUAGAAAACCUUAUGGCUUCCUCUAGCAAAGAGGAGUGGAUGCCAGUUACCAUGAAUGUUGCUGAUGCUACUGUGACGGUCAUCAAUGAAAGAAAUGAAGAACAAAUCAUAGUGGAAUGUCGUGUUCGGUUCCUGUCCUUUAUGGGAGUGGGCAAGGAUGUCCAUACAUUUGCCUUCAUUAUGGAUACAGGGAACCAGCAUUUUGAAUCCCAUGUUUUUUGGUGUGAACCAAAUGCAGGCAAUGUAUCAGAAGCUGUUCAGGCUGCAUGUAUGUUACGGUAUCAGAAGUGCUUGGUAGCCAGACCUCCUUCACAGAAAGUUCGACCACCCCCUCCUCCUGCAGACUCGAUGACCAGAAGAGUCACAACUAAUGUCAAACGUGGAGUCUUGUCCCUUAUUGACACUUUAAAACAGAAACGCCCUGUUUCUGAGAUGCCAUAGCUGCCCAAGGGAAAGGAUUCUUGUAACACUUAAUUGAAGAUACAGUGGCUACGCUAAAGAAAACGAACUGAUGAUGUUUGACCUUCCAUUUUAAAUUGCUGAUGCUUUGUCUUCAACGAAUUUAUCCUUAUCAAAACAAUGUUAGACAAGCAUGUUCUCUCGUUCUUGCCAUCAUCAUGUGAUAUGAAAAGACGCAUGAAUAAUUUUUUUGCUGUCAAUGAGUUACAUCAUGAGCAGUGGAAGGUCUGUUUCUGAUUGUAAAUAUACUGAACAUUACCUAAAUUCACACCCAAAAAGCAUAUGGCCAUGUCCCUCCUAGUGAACUAAUGUUAAAGUCCUUGGAGUGAAUGAUGCCUGAAUUAUAGUUUCACCAUCUUCUUGAGCUGGAUUUGUCACAAGCAACCCUUAAAUCCUACAGCACUUUGCCCUGUUUUCAACACUGGAGUAGGUACCAAGUAUUAGUUACCAUUAAAUUACUGUGGUAUAAAUACCAAGUUUUAUUUUUACAAAGCUGCCCCUGUUAGUUUUAAAAUGUGCAUUGGCAUUGGUUUAGGAACCACUGUAUAAUUUUGCCUGACAUGCUUUUGAACCACGGUGACCAUAUUUCACUUAUUGUUUAUAUAUUAUUGUUUUGGAGAAGAAAAGUUUUGAAUAAUUCAGAGCAGGAUGCAUCAGCUUUAGCCUUUUGCCCUAAAACAGACAAAUGCAUCAGGGGCCUGUUAAAUCUAUUCUCCAAAAUCCUACAUGGUGCAACAAAAAUGUCAUUUAUUUAACUGUGGGCUCCAACCAUCCAUGAUUAAGAGAGGGACCUAUUCAGAACCGUUAUAUAUGGCACAAACUAGAAAGCUACAUAUUUUCCCUGUAUUACUCCUUGUGUGUGCAAACUUUCAUUGAAGGCCCGAUCACACAGUUCUUUCAUUUGGAGUUUGGUGCUGAGUUAAUAUUUACAUGAGAUGGAAAAGGACUAUCCCGUUUUUGUUGUGCAGACCUAUUCUCAUUUAUACCAUGAUGAAAUUUCAUUUUACUUUAAUGCCCUUGCUGUAGCAGCUCUCAACAAAGGAAUGAUACAGCUGUUCUCUGAUGUGAUGGAGCUAAAUGUAGAGUAACCUGAUUUCAGUGCUUUUGCUCCAGAAGCUCCAGCUAGCUGUGUUAGUCCACUCUACUGUAAAUUCCUUGGCAACAAACUAUGCAGUAUUGCCCCUUACAAUCGUACAUGUGCUAACCUUUGAAUGCACUUAUAUGCUUAUCUUUUUCUUUGUUUUUUCCCCUUGCCCUCUGUCUUAUUACAACUGCAGGUUGGUACAAACAAUAGAAAUGAAAAGUGCAGAUGUUUUUACCAGUGUUAAAAUUUUUCUGCCUCCAUUUUAGACAUCUACUUGGAAGGCUGAACCAUCUGGGUAUGCUGACACUGUAAUUUUAAAGGGACAUGUCAAGGCUGAUAGGCCCAGAAUUUGACCUAGCUUUCUCUUUAUAUCUAUUCCCUAGGGGCUUUUUGUUUUAAAUGAAUGGUUGCAUCUUUUCUUUUUUUAAAAUUGAUCCCAGUUGCUACCCAGGAGCUACCCCAGUAACAAACAAAUCAGGCUGUGGAUGAACUUGACAUGACUGAAAUGUGACCAUACUGGCAAGUGAAGGGCUGAUGCUCUACUGGUGUAAAGAGGUGCAGCUCCGUGAACACCAGCUGAGGAGCCAGUGCCCUGAAAUCCUAACUGGUACCUACAAUGGGGCUCUGACCUGGCUGAGGCCUCUAAGCACUACGGCAAUAUAAAGAAUAAUACAACCCACUAGCAUACACUUAGCUAAAACACUUGCCUGCGGUCCAAUUCAGCAAGAUAUUUAAGCAUGUGCUUAAUAUUUUAAAUCCAUGUUUAAAAUUAUGCAAGUGCUUAAGCCCCAGUGCAGCAAGGUAUUUAUGUACCGCAAUCCUGUUCGGAGAACCAAGGCUACAAGAAGAAACUUGCACUCACAUUCACUCCUUUAAGAAAAGGAGUACUUGUGGCACCUUAGAGACUAACCAAUUUAUUUGAGCAUGAGCUUUCG